This is a messenger RNA of Portunus trituberculatus (swimming crab), 2173 nucleotides long. Its product is annotated as SET domain-containing protein 9-like. The record is from RefSeq and is a predicted model, not a curated record. NCBI's taxonomy places the organism in Eukaryota, Metazoa, Arthropoda, Malacostraca, Decapoda, Portunidae. Bases 616 to 1455 code for a protein of 279 amino acids. The transcript has 5 exons.
UACACCAAGGUCUAGAAUACUUGGUUUUCCUUGUAUAUUGCUUGGUGUACACCAAGGGAUAUACAAGAAUCCUUGCUGUACACCAAGCAAGUCGCGUGGAGUCGGGUCGCGUCAAGAUAAUUCAUGCCGCAUCAUGCAUUCCCACCCUUGUUUUAACAUUGAUUUGUAUGGCUCAUUGAAGAUAGUAAUGAAAACGUUUACAGACCAUGCUUCGAGUCACGUCACCUACUGUCACGUCGCGUCAAGUCACAAAAAUUAUAGGCUGGGACAAUUUUUGACGUCGGUCAAAGCGAGUUUGUAGUGUCUUCAAGUAUAUCGGUUGAGAGUCGUAUGUAUCACCUUUAUGUUAACACUAGACUCAUGAUUUCUAUACAGCCUGAAGGUUUAUCUUGUCCUUUGAUAGUCAAGAAACAAGAGCCGAUGAUAUGUUGCUUCCGUGCGCCCGGGACCACAAUUCUUCACGAGUGUCAGUUUAGGGAGCCGUUGCGAAGGCUUCUCAAGUUCUCACACCUCAGGGCUCGGGGUAUGCUACGAUUAGUGUAAGCUUGGUGAAUUGGUGGGCUAGGUUAAACUUUGGUGAGAUAUCGAGUGUGUGGUGCGCCAAAGGACUCUUGGAUGGGACGCCUUGAGACCCUCUGGAACUCCUACAAGUACCGCUUCGUGCCGUGGCUCACUUUUAAUCUCAAGCACAGGACAGUGCGUGUGGUGAAGGAGGAAGGCGAUGAGGGGGAUAAGGUGGUGGGGGAGGAGGAGGUGGUGGAGCAGCUCUUCAGACUCAUCACCGGCCUGCAGCAAGUGUGUCCACCCUUGCCCCCACGCCCACCCCCUCACAUGGUCCAAGGCUGCAGUCACCGUGCCCUCAAGGUGAUGGAGUCGCUGUUUGGUUAUUCGGUUCACGUGGCUCCAAGUGACAUCGCAGGGCUUGGCAGUGGUGUGGUGCUGAAGGGCCAUAAGGGUGCCAGUCGGGGGCAGCUGGUGGCCUUGUAUCCUGGUGGCCUCUAUCUGCCACAUCAGCCAGUGCUCCUGCCUAGCCUGGCUAAUCCUUUUAUCCUGCGGUGUGCUGACGGAGUGCUUGUGGAUGGGUGCCGCAGGGGCCUUUCUGGUACCAUAUUCAGGUCCUGCUGCGGCAGAGACCGAAUGGGACUUGAGGAAGCUGCAGACCUUACCUGGCUCACUGACUGGCCCAUCAACCCUCUUAAUGUGGGGCAGUAUGUGAACAACCAGGCUCCAGACCGUCCCAGCAAUGUGGCAUAUCAGGAAGUAACACUGCAGCCUAGGGACAUCCCAUGGAGCAUGCGGCGCUUCCUCCCCUACCUGUGGUGUUCGUUGCCCCCUGAUACUCCCCAGGCUGAGCUGCCCUUGCGCCUUGUGGCUCUUGUUGCCACCACAGACAUUGCUGUGGGACAAGAACUAUACUCUCACUACUUCACUCUCAUUCACUCCAAGCCUUCUUAGCAUGAGAUACAGUCAUGCCUUGUUACUGUAGCUUGACUGGCUGUUCACAUGUGAUAGCUUGGUAUGAUGAAGUGACUGACUCAAGUGUCUAUGAUACUUCUGUAGGGACUUGUAGCUGCUGCUUGUGAUAGUCAUGAACACUUUGUGACAACAAUUACAAUUGUAUUAUAUGGAUUUAUAUUUUUAUGAGUUAUCUCUUUAUUUGCAUCACAAAUAGUUUUUGUAUUCAUAUUCCAAGUAAUUUGUCAACCUUUAGGCUUCUGUCAAAUAUUCUUCAUUUGCAUACCAGAUCUGGUUAUUACAUUUAGGUAUAGUACUUUGUAACUUGCUCUUGUGUUUAUGGUCUUAAAUCCUGGACAUUUUUCAUCAUUGUCACAGUCCCAAAAUUAAUUUAUGCUUUGUGUCUCAUUUGACUUUUCUAUCUAAAAUCUUCCAAAGUGGAAGACAUCUGAAUUUAUGUUUUUUUUUUUUUUCCAGUGAUCAUCAUACUAAUGGAUUUUAUUGUUCACCAUCAGCUUUGACCACCAUUGUUCUUUAAAGAGCAAUCUUGUCAACAGCCUUCAACUUUGCUAUUCAUUAUGACCUAUAGCAGAUGUAGCACUUACUUCCUCAUCCAUUCAUCUGCUGAAACUCAUGCCACUUAUAUUUAUGUACAUAGUCCUGACAAAUCUGUUGAACUGAGCAAAAUCUAUUUUAUUAAAAGGUAAAUGUCAGAAGA